UUUUAUUUUGAAACAUGCAUUAAAGUCAGCUGUGAGAACUUUUGAAUGGUUUCUGUUAGAUAAGUAGCAGUGGUUCCACAUAAUACUAUUAAUAGCCGUCCCGUAUGGUUGACAUGGUUGAUAUUAAGACAGUCACGUAAAAGUUACAGUCUUGCUUCAUUUCCAUGCCCAUUUAGCAGCAUAUUCACUCUUCGGCAUUCUUUCCUGUCUGGAGCUUUUUAUAAACUGGUGAUUCUGGUUUGGGAGAAUAUGAAUGUCAACAUUAGCAACUUUAUGGACGAGAGAAGGGCGAACACAGAAGAAGCACCAUACAUGGAGAUGAAAACUAGUUUUGGUAACAAGGAGAACAUCAAACCUGCUAACAAAACACAACCUUCACAACUCAAACAGACCAAAGAAGAGAGUUUUGGCCUCAGUUUACCUCUUGGAGAGGAAUAUGAAAGAAAAAAGCAGAAGUUAAAGCAAGAACUACGUCUUGAUUACCGGCGCUUCAUGUCUGAGAAAAAAAAUCAAAUUAUUGCUGAUCCACUUUCACGGUCCCACAUGCUGUCUCUUCCCAUAAAAGAACGGAGAUCAGCGAAGGAAAAAUUGCAGGAUGAGAGGAACAAGGAAUAUAAUAUGUUUCUCCGAGGGCAAGAGGGAGCACAGAAAAUGGGGAAAACUUCAGCUACCACACAGGCCCUGGAGAGAGAUCGCUUUGGCUCUAUUUCUCCAAAGUAUGCUCCUGGUUCUCUAGAGGUACAAGCGCAAAGGGCCAGUCAGAGCCUGGAGAACAUUGUGUUCUCAAAAAGGGAUGUUGCCACUGUGACUGAGCCCUUUUCUGGAGCGCCGGAUCGCUGGGGAGGCCCUUACCAUGAUCGCACCAGUUCUGAUGAGGAAAUGGAGCUCCUAGGGAAGGAGAGGCAUAGAAAUGUACAGGAAGACACAGGCAAAACCAGGAGAGGAGGAAAACACAACAACAGCUCUCACAGUCUACAAGCACUGAUUCCAGCGCAAAGCAGAUCUGUCAACGAGCAGAACAUGACUGAGUUUUCUACAGGACUUAUGAUUGGUACUACUGAAGGGAAUGAGGCCUCUCAGAGGAGGAAGGAAUGUUACAGACUGGAGCUGCUACAGCAAAUAGCCGAACAGCAAAAGAACAAAAGGAAGGAGAAGGAGCUAGAGUUGAGAGUGGCUGCAACAGGUGCUGUUGAUCCAGAAAAAAAGCCAGAUCGAAUCAAACAAAUUGGUGCCGUGACCCGGGAACAUGAGGGCAGGAGAAUGGAAGUACUCUACCGCACAGGGCUGGGUCUGGAGGAGCUCAGGGCUGACUCUGCCAGGCGGCUUAGAGAACAGAGACCUCCACAAGCACCAAAGGAGACAGCACCCCCUGAGAGACCUCGUGUUGCGUUCCAGUCACCAUCUAUAGUCCACAGCUCUGUCUUAAGCCGGCUGGCUUAUACAUCAGGCCUUGGUCUGGAGGCUGGAACAGGGUUUGGGGACAAGGACACCAGCUUUGUUACUGAAGACAAUCACAGAAGUCUCUCAAGAACCCUGGGGGAGAUAGUUGCCCCAAGAAUUACAGGUGUGCGUCCUCCAUUGGGUCCCUCUGUCACUGACUCCUAUCAAACUCCUUAUGAUAAUGCGUAUUACUAUUAUGGAGCUAGAAAUCCUCUAGACCCCAAUCUGGCCUUCUCAGUGGGUCAGCAGGCACACAUCCUUCCAGAAGCACAGUGGCCCAUUCCACAGGCUCCAUCUGGAGGCCUCACGCAAGCUAUCAGCCAUGCUGGAGUUGUUCCUUCAGGACUAGCGUUCGUUCCUCCUGAGAGACUGCAGCAGGUCAAGGAAAGUGCUGUUAGCUAUCAGGAAGCUCUGAAGCAGCAGAUUCAAGAACGACAGCAAAGACGGCAUCGCGAGAAGGUGGAAAAUGAGCUGUAUGAUGCUAAACUAGAGGCUGAGAUGAAGGCCUACGAGCCCUGGGGGAGAGCAGGAGGAGGAGCCCCUCUUAGGGAUGAUCAUGGAAACCUCAUCAGUGAUUUGAAACAAAUGCAUAAAACAAACGUGGAAGCUUAUGAUUCCGGAGGCAGAUUAGCAAGGAUUCCAGAGGCUUCUAGAACAGAACCUGCAGGUUUUCAUUCUUCCCAGCCGCCUGUGCAAGUGAGAGGUAACCUUUUCAAUGAACUGCCCACCCCACAGCAGCGCCACGAUCAGGAAAAGUACAAGGAUUGCUUGAAACGACAGAUCGAGGAAAAGAAGAGAAAGGAGGCAGAAGAGAGGGAACGGCACAGGCUCGAGGAAGAGAAAGAAGAGAGGCGGCUGGCCGAACAGCGAGCUCGGAUCCAAAGAGAGUAUGAGGAAGAGCAGGAGAGGAAGCGUCAGAAAGAGAAAGAGCAAAUGGCCAAAAAUGAGGAGUUGAUUAGACACGCCGAAGAGCGCCGUAAAGAGGCUGAGAAAAUGAGGAAAGAAGCGGAGGAGAAGGAGAACGAAGCCCUGAGAAAGAGGCAGGAGAGAGAGAAACAGACACAUCUGGAGGAGCAAAAGGUCCACAGGGCACCGUCACCACCCCUACCAGCUUUGCAGAAGAAACCACGUCAACAGACGCCCAGUCCUCCAUCGAUGGAGAGCCACCGCUCUUCUGCUACUCUGUCUAUCCGAUCGAAGUCAGCACCACAUUCUCCCCCAGUGCCUGCCCGCAGGAACGAGAUCAGGGCCACAGAAGAAAACCGUACGGUGAUCAGGGAGUUAUCGGCCUUGCGUAGGCAGCUGCGGAGUGAACAGAGACGUCUGGAGGGAGAAUUGAUGCAGUCUAACAGAAAUGUUCACACCCCGCCUGUUCGUAGCAGGUCAAAACAGCACCUCCCGGAGGAUGUUUUUGAAGUGGCGAGACUACGCAAACAAGUCCCCAUCGAGAGGCCGGCUUCCCACACUGCAGCGGUCGACAUGCAGAACCUGCAGGAGUUUAAACGUCUGAAGUACAGAGAUGGUGCAUCUCGUGAGGAGGUGCGGCAGACGUACCCUGACCCCCCCAGUGACGAUCACAGUCUAGAUAUCCAGCAACAGGCUCUGUUACGCCAACAGCAGCGAACCAUCAACAGCCUGAGGAGGGGCAGAGCUGCUGAUUACUUUGACGUGGUGUCUUCAGGGCAGCGGCAUCAUGAGCAAAGGCUGAAUUCUGCACAGGAUCCAGGGAGACACUUGCUGUUAGACUCAGAGAGCGCCUUUAUUAACCCCAGUGGCGAUUUGUUCCUUCUACAAUCCCGGCGUGACCAGAGAGCGAGACCAGCAGUUAGGAAGACAGACAUGUCGAAAGAUGUGGUAAAGAGGUACGCUCGACCUGACAGCAGUCCUGACAGUCGGUCUCUGCACUCGCUAACUGGCACAGAAAUCGAGUGGCUGAGGGAGCGCACAAAGAACAAGAUGACAUCGCUGAACAACAUGAGAGAACAUGAUUGGAGAUCAGGAGAAGUGUCAACGGAGGAAGGGGAGGAGCUAUGGCCACAGACUUCUCCUUCAACCGACCGCUGCAUGUCCAUUGACACCAUUGCCACAGACCUCUGGUUACGUCCUAGCUCCUCAGAAACACUGAAGAGAUUCAUGGGCAGUCGCAGGCCAUCCAGCCGAAACCACAUAGGCCAGGAUUGGGAAGGACCGUCCACUUACCAUGGUUAAAUCUCAUUAAAAACAUCACAGUUUUGCUAUUUAGUUUGUAUGUUCAGUACAUACAAACUUGUACACUUGAGGCCAAAGAUGAACAUUAACGAUUUAGAAGUCCCGUUUCUUCGUUCCUGUCUUACUUUCAAUUGAUGUGAAUGAAAUAUUGCAUUUACUUCCUGUAGCAUUAAGAAUGUCUGGGAGAAAUUGACUAUGAUGCUUCACACUGUGACUGUAUGAAUGUGUAAACUGCAGGAAUUCUGCUUGUUUGUCAGGUGAGCGAUAUGGACUUCCAAUGUUGUAAUGUGUAAUUUGAUUUUCAUUUUUAAUUAUUUUUUUGACAUUAAUUUUAAGUAGAAAUAUGAGCUUAUGCAAGCAUAAGCUUACAGUCUAACUGAAAACAUAAGCUAAUGUAAUAAGCAUGUAAGGUAAUGUGUAUGGACUCUUUAAUAAAUAUUUUAUUUGUACGUGA
Molecule: messenger RNA, 4102 nt
Organism: Carassius gibelio (silver crucian carp)
Lineage: Eukaryota; Metazoa; Chordata; Actinopteri; Cypriniformes; Cyprinidae
Product: centrosome and spindle pole associated protein 1
Exons: 29
Coding region: 250-3648 (1132 amino acids)
Biological process (GO): positive regulation of cytokinesis
Cellular component (GO): spindle pole; microtubule; centrosome
Source: RefSeq, a predicted model, not a curated record